CUCGCUCCUCGAACUCUCUCUCCGCUUCGCCGUUCUCUGUUUCUCAUCCUCUCUCUACCAUAUGCAAAACAUUCAAUUUACUUUUCUUCCAUUAAUAACCAUUUUUUUUCAUCAUCCAUUGCUGUUCUAGAGUUUGAUUGUCCAUUAUUACCUACAAUAUACACAUUUAUAUUUAUAUAUAUCUGCCUCUUUAUACAUUUUGUGUUCAGUUUAAUUUUCGUGUUUUGGUUGGAGAUGGUCUCCGGUACGCGAAUCGAAGGUGGGGCACAAACUCUGUCUGCUGAGAUACGGAAAACCAUUCAAUCAAUCAAAGAAAUUGUAGGAAAUCACUCUGAUGCUGAUAUAUAUGUGACUCUUAAAGAGAGCAAUAUGGAUCCCAACGAAACUGCUCAAAAAUUGCUAAAUCAAGAUCCAUUUCAUGAAGUGAAGAGAAAAAAAGACAAAAAGAAAGAGAAUACAAUGUACAAGGGCUCUAAUGCUGCAGAGCCAAGAAAAUAUAUUGACCAUUUUGUUCAGCGGAUGAAAUCUAGCACAUAUUCUGAUCGUAAUGUACGAAGUGGAGGCUAUAGUCGCAAUGGUUUACCUGGUAAUGUGAUUUCAUGA
Messenger RNA from Ilex paraguariensis (yerba mate), 603 nucleotides. The record is from the annotation of a GenBank genome assembly. NCBI's taxonomy places the organism in Eukaryota, Viridiplantae, Streptophyta, Magnoliopsida, Aquifoliales, Aquifoliaceae.